GUGAAGGAUUGUCAGAAGAGGGGUCGGUCCUGGGCAUGCAGGCCCUGUGAUAAAGCUCGACGUGCCAUUAUCAGUGAGUAUGAAAGACAAGGACAAAAACACGUAUGGGGCAAAAUGUCGAAGGAUAACAAGAAUGCUGAGAUUAAAAAACACAAGGGCAAGGCACCAGGGCGUGGCAAAAAGUUUCCUGUGGAGAUCACUGAGCAGGUCGAUGUCACAGACUCAAUUGGCCUUGAGAAGGCCAAGAAGUAUGUGAACUUGCGUGAAUACAUCAAGAAAUGCAAAAAGAGAUGGGGUAUCAAGUCAGACGAUGCAAAGAAUCGAUGGAAGGAUUUGCUGGCAGAUCCUACCAUCCCUAGAGCAAAGGAUCAGAUGGGUUGGUUGACCAUGCCAGCCCUGUCAGUCUUCCAGUCUGAGACUUGGAAGUCGGUGGGAAAGCGGUCCAUGUCUCACACUGGAACGCUGAAAACAUCCAAAGUUGAACAGACCGAUGAAGCUGGACUUCAUGAUAUUGCCAAGAGCCCGCUCCUGAGCUGGGACGUGACAUGCUUCCACGACUUCAUCGAAGCCCCAGUGUUGGAAAUGGAGUCUGCAAUUUCUGUGGUGCCAGGCCAUCGACUGUUCGUCACAAAGCGGCGGAAAAAGACCUUGCUCGCAUUGCAGCACUUCGUUCCCGAAGAACCCUGGUGUCCGACACUGUGUCAAGAGCCUGUGAGGUUGUGACUGCCUGUGGCAUGUCUAUUGCUUCUGCUGAGAAGAUACCUGAAAGUGCCGUUUUGGAGAAUUUCGAGCUAAUGCUGACCCACAUGCACAAGAUGAUGAUUGCAUUGCCGGAGGAAGUUCUCACACAGAUCAAACAAGCCAGGGAACCAGGGUCGUCUGAUGAUUCUGUUGCGAUUGGCGUGGCGUUGGAUGCUCUUCAAAAGUUUUUGGCGAAGCCAGGUAAUUCCGUCGCUGACAUUGUGCACAGCCCUGGCUCUCACCAACUGGGAGAGGAGGUUUUCUCUGAUGCAACAGUCACGGCAAAGAACGUCAAAAGAUUCGGAAAGGCCCUGAAAGGCUAUGCUGAUGCGUUUGAGGUAGCAGUCAAUGGGUACUUUGAGGCGUGCGAAGAGUUUACAAGCAAAAAAGAUGAUGAAGAGGAACAGGGCAGCAACAGCGAGAGUUCCGAUUCUGAGAGUUUUGGUGAUGGUGAUGCAGGUCAAGUCCCACUUGGUGACAACAAUCAGCAGCUUGUGCCAGUGCCGAUUGUUCAGAAGCGUUACCGAAAGCAGUUGAAAGAAUACAAAAGUCCACAUGCCUGGAAGGUACUUGAAUCUGUGAAGAACUUGGGGAAGUCGGAGAACAACAUCCGGAUGAUGCCUCAUGCUCAACUGGAUCACUCUUGGUCUGAGCGCUUUGCAGGUGGAGUGCUGUAUGACGGCGUCCAGAUCAAGAUCCCUGACGCACCUUUGCAGGAUUUCCACUCCUUCCUCUCAGCAGAAAAUGCACUGCAAGCAACCUCCAACUUGCAGAAUGCUGCUGAAUCAGGGCCAGCCAGGCACAAGAUCUCCACAGUGCAUGCUACCUUUGGUUCUUGUGCCAAGACCCGAGAUUGGACCACUGCUGAUGAACGCUCGUUGGGGUCAACUUUUUGGAUGGGCACAGAAUUUACUUUGCACACAGACGAGUUCUUGGAGACCCUACCUGAGGAAAUGUCCAAAAUUGACACCUCCAAGCUUUUCUGCCAGCGCUACAGUGCUGUCAAGCCAUUGUUUCAGUGUGUUGGAGUUCCUUCUUACUUGCUGUCGAAGAUGAUUGCCAACUACGAAGGUUUGCACUUUGUUGCGGCUGUCGGCGUGUGUCAGCUGGCUGAGGGCAUCAGCAAACACCCUACUCUGAGUGACAAAGCAACGAGUUUCCUGGGUUUGGCCGAUGCUAUGGUGAAUCUCACGGCUGAUGAGCUUUGGAGCAUGGGUGGGUUUGCCAUCACACUGCAACCAGGGCAAGUUCUUGAGAUUCCUGCUGGUUGGGUGGUUGCGCAAACACCCUUAUCUACCAAGAACAUCAUUGUGCAUUGGUCGGGGCAGAGAGCGCAUUCUUCCCGGUUGGAGUGGGGCCAUCAAGCGAAAAAAGCUUUGGAACUGGUUGAGGCAGACAUUUCUUCUCUUGAGGAAGGCUCAACAGCCAAAGCAUUCUUGCUUUCAACCAAAUCCCAGCUGACGCUGGCUCCUUUCCUUCUCGAUUGGGCAAAGUCAAUUUUUGACCGAUGCCAGAGAACGCGCUACUGGGGCAAUCGGCUGAACCUUGCUGAUGAUGAAGGAAUGGGGUUGGAUUCCCUUGAAGAUUCCGCGAUGCUCCGGGACUACAAGAGUCGUGACAGGAAGACCAAGCCGUUCCGAACCGCAGUCGAUGCAUGCUACAACACCGUGACACAGAAGGACUUGGAUCGAUUCAUCGACUUCAAGAAGGUAAUCCAUCCAAUUUGGGCCGUGGAGGUUCAAACUCGCAUGCUCACUCUUCUGGCCCCUGCAGUCCUCGAUGGUGAUCAGACUGCUGAGGGUGUGACAGGCAAGGGCAAGAAGGACAAUGAGGAUGAGGACGAAGUGAGCUUGGGCAUUGAGGUUGAGUAUGCCAAGGAUAUCCUGGAGGUUUUCAUGAAGAUGGAGUUGCCAGCUCCUACAGCCAAGCCUACAGGUCAGGAUCAUGCUGGACAAGCGGGAGAAGCUGCAAAACAGGCAGGUGAGGAAAAUGAGAAAACUGCAUCAGAUGUCAAAAUGGAGAUUGAUGUUUCGCUGGGUGUCGCCAAGACCAUGGCAGCGCCAGCAGCAGAAGCUGCAGAGCAGCCAGGUGCGCCACCACUUGCAGAUUCUGUGCAACCGCCAGAGGAAAAGCCAUCAGCAGAAGCUGCAGCCGCAGCAGGUGACUCAAUGACAGCGGCGCCAUCACUUGCAGAUUCUGCGCCAGCAAAGGAACAGCCAUCAGCAGAAGCUGCAGCUGCAGCAGGUGACCCAGUGACAACACCAGCGGCGCCAUCACUUGCAGAUUCUGCGCCAGCAAAGGAACAGCCAUCAGCAGAAGCUGAAGCUGCAGCAGGUGACCCAAUGACAACACCAGCGGCGCCAUCACUUGCAGAUUCCGCGCCAGAGGCGGAAAAACCAUCAUCACAAGCUGCAGUCGCAGCCCCAAACUCCCUUCAAGUUCAACCUGAAACUCAUGGUCAUGGUCAUGCCGAUUCGGCUGGUGCAAUCUUGGCAAAGGUUCCAACGCCUGCCAAGGCAAAAUCUGAGCCUAUUGAGCCAAUUGCUCAGAACUUGGAUGCGGUGGCUGCUGCCGCCACUUUAUCUGAGCCAAUUUCCGUCAUCGAAAGCGACCAAGAAGAAGUUGAUACCCAGGCUCCUACUACUCCUGGCGAAUCUGUUCAUCCCACUGUCGGUGAGGAGACGCAGGAGAAGGUGAAGGAGAAGGAGAUUGCAGAGACUGAAGUUGAGACGACUGCAGUGACUGUGACUGCAGAGCAGGCUGAAGCUGCAUUGGACCAGCUUCGAGAUAGCAUGACGAUGGCUCACGCUUGCCAUGGGGUCAAGAGUGCCAGUGCCAAUGCCAAUCCAAAAAAGAACCUUCAGAGUCUGGCGGAAUGCACAGUGCAGAAAGCCACAGAGGCUGCUGCCACUGCUGCUGCUGCAGAAGUUGAAUCGACACACGUCGCGGACAUCGGACUUGUUGAUGAUGAUCAUGAUCAUGAUGAUGGCGGCGAUCAGCAAAGCCCAAUGUCUGAAUUGCUUGAAGCAGAUGGGGGUGGUGAUCUGGCUGUGGCCUCCUUGGACUAUGAGCACGGUGGCGACUCUCCAGUACGUGACGGACGUGGACGCGGACGUGCCGCCUGCCGUGGACGUGGACGUGGCCGUGCUGCCAGGGGUCGGGGUCGUGCUCCCAGUGCUGCUUCUGCGAAAAGUGCUGCUGUGAAAAGUGCGGCCAAAAGGCAGCGCUGCCGCAAGUAGAAAGGGAAUGACUGAAGCGGGAAGCCUAAAAAGGCCUUAAACCGUCCAAUGUACAGACAGUCAACUUCCUGAUUUAUUUCCCUGUGUGAUUUUUCAGGUAGGUUAGGCUAGGUAGUAAGUGGCAACGACCAGAGGCCAGACAACGAAGUCAGGCCGCUCAUUAGGCCAUUCGGCAACCCUCCUUGCUACUGUCAACU
This is a messenger RNA of Cladocopium goreaui, 4177 nucleotides long. The record is from the annotation of a GenBank genome assembly. Lineage: Eukaryota; Dinophyceae; Suessiales; Symbiodiniaceae.